Messenger RNA from Brassica oleracea var. oleracea, 3139 nucleotides. Its product is annotated as homeobox protein LUMINIDEPENDENS. NCBI's taxonomy places the organism in Eukaryota, Viridiplantae, Streptophyta, Magnoliopsida, Brassicales, Brassicaceae. The record is from RefSeq and is a predicted model, not a curated record. Gene Ontology annotation, molecular function: DNA binding. Gene Ontology annotation, cellular component: nucleus. The transcript is spliced from 13 exons. The coding region runs from base 178 to 3003 and encodes 941 amino acids. Gene Ontology annotation, biological process: vegetative to reproductive phase transition of meristem.
UCGGAUUUGGCUUUCACCCCAAACCCUAACCGCCCAACCCGAUUAAUCCGAAAAUUAGGUUUCAUUGAAUUACUGGUCUCACCUUCGAUUCAGUGAGUCUCGGGUCGGGAGGGGGUUCUCUGAUGCACAUUCUGAGUUACGGUUGCGUAUUGCUCUUCCAGUUUUCCGUCGGCGGCCAUGGACGACGCGUUCAAGGAGGAGAUAGAAAUCGGGAGCUCGGUGGAGUCGUUAAUGGAGCUGUUGAAUUCGCAGAAGGAGCUUUUCCAUAGCCAGAUCGAUCAGCUCCAAGAUGUCGUCGUUACGCAAUGCAAACUCACCGGCGUUAACCCUCUCGCUCAGGAAAUGGCUGCUGGUGCUUUGUCCAUUCAAAUUGGAAAGCGGCCAAGAGACUUGUUGAAUCCUAAGGCUGUUAAGUAUAUGCAAUCCCUUUUUGCAAUUAAAGAUUCUAUUAGUAAGAAGGAAUCUCGGGAGAUAAGUGCUCUAUUUGGCAUCUCAGUCGCUCAGGUUCGAGAUUUUGUUGUUACUCAAAAGAUAAAAGUAAGGAAACAGGUUAGGCUUUCAAAGGAGAAGGUGAUGAUGUCCAGUACCCAUGCUAUACAAGGUGAUGGUGUUCCGGAACAGAAUAAUGCAGUACCUCAUGCUGAUCCCGUUCCAUUGAACUCUAUGGAUCCGGAGCCAUCUUCCAUAAGUUGGGGUGAACCUGAAAACGUGGCACUUAUGCCAAAGGAGGAAGUACAACAGGAGGAUAUUCCACCUGAUAUCAGUGAUUCAGACAAAUACUUUGUCGAUAAUAUAUUUUCGAUGUUGCGCAAAGAAGAGACAUUUUCAGGACAGGUGAAAUUAAUGGAGUGGAUCAUGCAGAUACAAGAUUCUUCUGUGCUGAUCUGGUUUUUAUCGAAAGGAGGGGUUUUGAUUCUUACAACAUGGUUGAGUCAAGCUGCUACUGAAGAGCAAACAAGUGUCUUACUACUUAUCCUGAAGGUUCUUUGUCAUCUGCCUCUCCACAAGGCAUCUCCGGAAAAUAUGUCAGCCAUAUUGCAAAGCGUCAAUGGGCUUCGUUUCUAUAGGACAUCAGACAUAUCAAACAGGGCAAAAGGUUUGUUAUCAAGGUGGACAAAGUUAUUUGCGAAAAUACAAGCUAUGAAGAAACAAAAUCGUAACAUCUCGCAAAUUGAUUCGCAGAGUCAAUUGCUUCUGAAACAGAGUAUCGCUGAAAUCAUGGGUGAUAAAACCAAUCCUGAAGAUAUUCUUAGUCUCUCAAAUGGAAGGUCAGACAACGGCAGGAGGUUGAAAUCGUUACAGGGUCCAAAAUUGUUGCUUACUUCUGCAGAUGAUUCUACCAGGAAACACAUGCUUGGUUCUACUCCAUCAUAUAACAAAGAACGCAGGAAAGUUCAGAUGGUGGAGCAACCAGGCCAAAAAGCUGCUGGAAGGGGUCCUCAGACAGUUAGAAUAGGAACAUCAGGUCGAAGCCGCCCUAUGUCUGCUGAUGAUAUUCAGAAAGCGAAGAUGCGUGCUCAAUAUAUGAAUAGCAAGAAUAUUAAAAAGGAUACAUUACCAAGUGCCAUUGGUGAUACGAGAACCGUUGUUCCUGAAAAUCCCUUGGCUAUUCAGUCAGUCAGGGAUUCUCCACCUAGUCAGGAAAAUGAAGCUAAGACUGAAGAAAACACACCUGAACCUUCUACUGUGCAGUUUCCACCUAGUCAGAACAAUGAAGCUAAGACUGAAGACACACCUGAACCUUCUGCUGUACAGCAGCCUGUCACUGUAAAUGUCCCGGUUCAGACUGUGAGUUCACCGGCUGUAAAUGUUCCAGUACAAGCUGAUGAAUUUAGAAAUAGAAAACUUUCAACACCUCCUAAAAGUAUUUCUAGUAAGGUCGGAGUUAUGUUAAGAAUGAGCCCACAUACUAUUCUAAAGAAUUGCAAGAGAAAACAGAUUGAAUGGCAUGUACCACCAGGAAUGGUACUUGACGAACUCUGGAGAGUAGCUGCUGGUGCUAAUAGCAAGGAGGCUGAUGUUCAGAAAAACCGAAACCGUCGAGAAAAAGAAACAACAUAUCAAUCUCUGCAAACAAUACCGCUGAAUCCUAAAGAACCAUGGGACAGGGAAAUGGACUUUGAUGACAGUUUGACACCUGAAAUUCCUUCUCAACAGCCACAAGAAGAAAGUAUAACAGAACAACAGGAUUCACUUGAUGAACGGAGAACUGCUGCUGGUGCUGCCUCAACCUCUUCAUCUCAAAGUGGCUCCGUUGAACCUGAUUAUGAGUUAUUAGCCGCCUUACUUAAGAACCCGGAUCUUCUAUACGCGCUGACUUCUGGUAAUCCCGGUAAUUUAGCGGGGAAAGAUAUGGUAAAACUGCUUGAUGUGAUUAAAACUGGUGCACCAAAUUUAAGCAGUAGCUCAAAUAAGAAGGUUGAAGAAAAUGUUGAAGUUUCCCUUCCAUCUCCCACUCCAUCAACCAAUCCUGGAAUGAGCGGGUGGGGACAAGAAGUGACUCGGAAUCCAUUUUCAAGGCAAACCCAAGUUGGAGCCUCAGUUGCUAGAAUGAGUACUCAGCUUCCUGUUGCUGCGUCUAUGCAAUGGCAAUCAUCAAACGGACAAUCGAUCCCUCAACAUACUCCAUCAGCAUAUAACUCAUUCACAUUGCCUCACACAGAGAGACAGCAACAACCUAUGCAAACAAGACUUCAUCAGAGUCAACAUCUUCAACAACAACCAAUCUCGAUGGUCAGCGAAUCAGUAGGACAGAUGGACAUAGGUACAUCGGCUUCAUGGAGGUCCCAGCAGAGUCAGAAUAGUUACUACUCACAUCAAGCAAACGGGAUUGGGUCGGCUGCUUCUUACCAAGGGAAUGAGCAGUACAUGAGUAGUAGUAAUCCAGGAUAUGAAUCAUGGAGUCCUGAUCAUAGCCCAAGUAGAAACCACCCUAACAUGAGGGGACAACAACCAUCGAGGAAACAUGACCCGUACUUGAACCAAAAUAAAAGAUGGCGUUAAAACAUACAUGAGACUCUUGUUUCUUUUGAUACCAGAUACUUGUUUUUAACUGUUCCAUUAGCAUCUUGUUGUCAUGAGAGACACAUGUGCUCUCACAAAAGAUUCAUAAGAGAUGACAAACCAAAAUAUUCCGUGA